AUCGAAAUGAAACAAACAGUUCUCUAUCUGCCAUCUCCUUUGCCAUAGCCGUGAUUCUCUCUCUGCGGCUGAAAAUUUUGAAAGUGUUGGGAAUGUGUGAUUACGCAAUUCUUGUUGGAUAGGAGAAACAAAUUUCUGAAUUAAGUUCACAGUUUCCGAUUUCUUGUACCAAUUUCGCGGCAGCGGAAACAGCCAUUUCACUAAUCGCAUUUCUGGAAAGCAGAAAUUAAGCUAUGCCCGAAGAAUAGGAAAGAUCGUAUCUGCAAUUGCCACACUUUUCAGCGAGACUUUUUUCAUUGCUUCAAUUCUCCAACUAUACGGUAGAGGAGGUUCCAUGAUCUACUUGUUAGAUAGUUCAAGUGCUCUAUCAAUUGAGAUUAAGUGAUAAGUAAGCUUUUGCGUGGAAGAAUGCACGGAGUUCGUCAAACAUUAAAUCAGAUGUCCAGGAAGUUUCAUAAACUGGCUCGUGAAGGUCCAAGUGAUACCUUGAAGAGGAAAGUUGCCGAAUUAGAGAAGAAGAGAAAGAGAAGAAAUCCCCAUAAAGGUGACUUGUAUGUGGAUGUUCCUGAAUCAAAAUCCUGGCUUGAUACAGCAACCAUGCCAUUGAUACUCACUGCUGUAGGAACUGCCCUAUUUGCGAAGAUCCUGAUGCUGCUGGAUGAGGCAAAUGCCCAGGAACGACUUGAGAAAAAGAUUAAAGAGGCCCCUGAGGGCCAGGGAACUGUUAGGAUGCUCACUCGAGAGGAGUGGGAGAAAAUGCGAGAAAUUCGGCCAAGGACUCCAUUUGAAUCUACAAUAGCUCGUCCAAAUGCAAAAAUACGGACUGGAGAACCUCUGCGCACGGUAAACCAAGCUCGUUCUUGUUAUCUUUUUGUCAUCUAUGUUUUUAAUCAACUGCAAAAUUCACAGUUUUUACACUUCACGCAAGUAAUUUCCUGGAAAAAAAGGUCCUGCAAGAGUUCUCGUAGUUUUGCACCUAACUUGGCACUCUGUUGCCUUGUUGAACAGUGGGACCUGAGCAUCACCAUUGAUAUUAAGACCUUUUGUAGCUAAGAAACCACUUAGAUAAUCUAUCCCCACAAGCUUUUGAAUCUUUUUUGUCACUGUUUGUGUCGAUGAAAGAGGAGAGGAUUGCUAUAAUUGAUAUACAUGAUCUGUCUUGGGACAUGGGUCUAUCAAGCAUUUUUGAGACUUGGAUGCUUUCAGUGUUGGAUCAUUAACUCUCAUUUGUGUUCAGAAUGUAGUCUCAUUAUUGCUGAAUCCAAAAAAAUAAAUCUGAUAAACUCAAACAAGAACCUUCUGACAACAUAAAUCAUGGUUUUGGUCAAAUAUGGAUAUGUUUUGAUCAACUACUGUUUUUGAAUGCAUACUGAUUGCUCCAAGAAAAUAAGAUAUCCUUAGCUACUCUUCUUGUAUGCUUGUGUACCUGAACUUUUUGCAUCAUUUCUUUCUAUGCUCCUAGACUCAACUAACUCACAUUAUACUAUAUUGGUGAUAGAGGUAUUUCAAUUGGUUGAUGGCGUGAUUGCGAUUUUGCAGGAAGAUUUAAAGGACUGGAGUGUAGAUGUGUUCACGAAUGCACUCACACGCGCUGAGGAAACUGCUAAACGCGGAUCAAUUUAGGUGUGUGGUGUGUAGUAAGUAUUCUUUAUCACAAAUUGCUGAGAAACUGAUGGCUGCACUCUCCAAGGGCCAGAUUUGUUGGUAGCAAUUCUUGGCUAGCAUAAUAAGCUCAUUAUCUUGGACAUGGAAAGCUCUAUGCACACAUGCUGGUAAUGCACUGAGAUAUGCUCCAACAAUGAGCAUUACUGAUAAUCUUUCUUUUACUCUUUAGAGAGAGAGAGAGAGGCAAUAGCAUGAAAGCCUGAAUUUUAUUGGUAAUCCAAUAAAUGAUUCUUGCAACUCUUCAAUACCUCUAAUCUAUUGUGCUUGGAAUGUGUGCCUUCUGAUUUCAA
Molecule: messenger RNA, 1955 nt
Organism: Salvia miltiorrhiza (redroot sage)
Lineage: Eukaryota; Viridiplantae; Streptophyta; Magnoliopsida; Lamiales; Lamiaceae
Exons: 3
Coding region: 409-1053 (214 amino acids)
Source: RefSeq, a predicted model, not a curated record